UUCCCGCGCCUGCUCGGCCGUCGAGCCGCGUCCCAGCGCUGUCACCUCUGCUCCAGGCUCGCCCAGAGCCCGCCGCCCGCCAUGCCCGCUGCCACUCCAGCCCCGAACCCGCCGCCGCCCCCUGCCCGGCCAGCCCCAGCCUGCUCGGCGCGGCCUGCCCCAGGACAGCAAGGCCUAUGUGACCAUUCUCUAAAAUAUUUAAGCUCACGAAUCACAGAACGGAAGCUGCAAGGCUCCUGGCUGCCGGCUGGCCGAGGGAAUCUGGAGAAACCAUUCCUGGGGCCACGUGGCCCCGUCGUGCCCUUGUUCUGCCCUCGGAACAGCCUUCACUCGGCACACCCGGAGAACAGCCCGCUGAAGCCCAGGGUCGUGACGGUGGUGAAGCUGGGUGGGCAGCGCCCCCGAAAGAUCACUCUGCUCCUCAACAGGCGGUCAGUGCAGACGUUUGAGCAGCUCUUAGCGGACAUCUCAGAAGGCCUGGGCUCUCCCAGAUGGAAGAAUGACCGCGUGAGAAAACUAUUUAACCUCAAGGGCAGGGAAAUCAGGAGCGUCUCUGAUUUCUUCAGGGAAGGGGAUGCUUUCAUAGCAAUGGGCAAAGAACCACUGACACUGAAGAGCAUUCAGGUGGCUGUAGAAGAACUGUACCCCAACAAAGCCCGGGCCUUGACACUGGCCCAGCACAGCCACGCCCCUUCGCCAAGGCUGAGGAGCAGGCUGUAUAGCAAGGCUCUGAAAGGAGACCACCGCUGUGGGGAGACGGAGACCCCCAAGAGCUGCAGUGAGGUUGCAGGGUACAAGGCAGCCAUGAGGCACCAGGGGAAGAUCGCUGAGGAGCUCUCACUAGAUGACAGAGCGAGGACCCAGAAGAAGUUGGGAAGGGGGAAAUGGGAGCCGGAACCCGGUAGCAAGCUGCCCAGGGAAGCCACUGUAGAAGAGAGGCACGCAAGGGGAGAGAAGCACCUCGGGGUGGAGAUUGAAAAGACCUCGGGUGAAAUUAUCAGAUGCGAGAAGUGCAAGAGAGAGAGGGAGCUCCAGCAGAGCCUGCAGAGGGAGAGGCUUUCUCUGGGGACCAGUGAGCUGGAUAUGGAGAAGGGCCCAGUGUAUGACAUGGAGAAGCUGGUGAGGACCAGAAGCUGCAGGAGGUCUCCCGAGGCAAAUCCUGCAGGCGGGGAGGAAGGGUGGAAGGGUGACAGCCACAGGAGCAGCCCCUGGAAUCCCACUCAGGAGCCAAGGAGACCCAGCAAAAGCACGGACAAGAAAGAGGACAGAGGCCCGGAGGAUCAAGAAAGCCAUGCUCAGGGAGCAGCUAAGGCCAAGAAGGACCUUGUGGAAGUUCCUCCUGUCACAGAGGAGGGGCCGAGGGAGGUGAAGAAAGACACCAGGCUCAUGAGCAGGAGCAAGCACGGUGGCUGGCUCCUGAGAGAGCACCAGGCCGGCUUUGAGAAGCUCCCCAGGACCCGAGGAGAAGAGAAGGAGGCAGAGAAGGAGAAAAAGCCGUGCGUGUCUGGAGGCAGAAAGACGACUCUCAGAGAUGACCAACCUACAAAGCUAGAAAAGGAGCCCAAGACAAGGCUGGAAGAGAACAAGCCAGAGCGACCCAGCGGUCGGAAGCUGCGGCCCGUGGGCGUCAUUGCCGCCAACGUGGAGAAACAUUAUGAGACUGGCCGGGUCAUUGGGGACGGGAACUUUGCUGUCGUGAAGGAGUGCAGGCACCGCGAGACCAGGCAGGCUUAUGCGAUGAAGAUCAUUGACAAGUCCAGACUCAAGGGCAAGGAGGACAUGGUGGACAGCGAGAUCUUGAUCAUCCAGAGCCUCUCUCACCCCAACAUCGUGAAACUGCAUGAAGUCUACGAAACAGACACGGAAAUCUACCUGAUCCUGGAGUAUGUGCAGGGAGGAGACCUUUUUGACGCCAUCAUAGAAAGUGUGAAGUUCCCGGAGCCCGACGCUGCCCUGAUGAUCAUGGACUUAUGCAAGGCCCUUGUCCACAUGCACGACAAGAGCAUUGUCCACCGGGACCUCAAGCCAGAAAACCUUUUGGUUCAGCGAAAUGAGGACAAAUCUACUACCUUGAAAUUGGCUGAUUUUGGACUUGCAAAGCAUGUGGUGAGACCUAUAUUUACUGUGUGUGGGACCCCAACUUAUGUAGCUCCUGAAAUUCUUUCUGAGAAAGGUUAUGGACUGGAGGUGGACAUGUGGGCUGCUGGCGUGAUCCUCUAUAUCCUGCUGUGUGGCUUUCCCCCCUUCCGCAGUCCUGAGAGGGACCAGGACGAGCUCUUUAACAUCAUCCAGCUGGGCCACUUUGAGUUCCUCCCCCCUUACUGGGACAAUAUCUCUGAUGCUGCCAAAGAUCUGGUGAGCCGAUUGCUGGUGGUAGACCCCAAAAAGCGCUACACAGCUCAUCAGGUUCUUCAGCACCCCUGGAUCGAAACGGCUGGCAAGACCAAUACAGCGAAACGACAGAAGCAGGCGUCCCCCAGCAGCGAGGGCCACUUCCGGAGCCAGCACAAGAGGGUUGCUGAGCAGAGUUGGCCGCUCAGGAAACCAAACCCUUGACACCCCCUAGAAACUUGAAACCAUGUCAAAGAAGUACCAGCUAGUGCUUUAAUCUCAGAAGCUUGGAGGAGGGGUCUUACGGAGCUGGGACUCAGACCCCUGAGGAGAGGCGGCAGCAUAAUGGGACUCAUUCUGAAAAUGGGAAAGAAGCUGGAAGCUGGAUUCAGUUGCUACUCGAACAUCUUUUGAUAAAGACACCAGUAACCUUCAUUUCACUAAAUCCAAAAGAUAAUUUUCAAUCCUCAAAUUGGCAUCAUUUGACCCUACUGACCAUUCUGUCUUUGAGUAAUGUCUCCUGUUGACUACCAUGAUGUCACAUUUUUCUGUUGUUUUUUUUUCUCCUAUAUCUUUGGAUCUCCUGUAUCCAUUCAGUUUUCUUCCAGAUGCUAAAAAUUGUAGUUCCAUCCUUAGUGGCUAGGGAAAUGCAAAUUAAAAUCACAAUGAACUAUCACUAUACACUUAGUAGAAUAGCUAAAAUGAAAUGGCUAAAAUGAAAAGACCGACCGUACUAGCUCCUAGCGAGGAUGCCGAGCAACUGAACUCCCAUGCGUUUCUGCUGGGAGGAUAAAAUGGGACUUCCCCUUUGGAGCAUGGUUUGGUAGUUCCUUUAAAAGUGAAACAUGUACCUACCAUAUGAUCCAACUAUUCCACUUCUAGAUAUUUACCCGGGAGAAAUUCAAGCGUAUGUCCUAUGAAGACUUCGCAAUAUUUAUAAGUGCUUUAUUUGUAGUAGCCCCAAAGUGGAAACAGCUUGACUGUGCAUGAAUUGGUGCAAGGACAAACAGAUUGUAUAUCCACACAAUGAAUAACAGCCACAAAAAAGGGAUGAACUAUUCACACACAACAACAUGGAUGGACUGCCAAAUAAUUGGGCAGAAUGAAAGAAGAAGAAAAAGACUACAUUUUGAUUAUUUCACUUACAUACUAUUCCAGAAAAUACAAGUGAAUCAGUAAGGACAGAAAGUGAUCAGGGGCUUCCUGGAGACGGAAGUGGGGAGCGGAGGGACAGAGGGAUUGCAAGGGAACGCUUGGUAACUUUGGGGAUGAUGGACAUGUUCAUUUUCUUGAAUGUUACAGUGGAGUUGUGGGGGUAUAUAUAUCAAAACUUACCAAAUUGUACACUUGUUAUGUGCAGUUUAUUGUGUGUCAAUUAUACCUCAAUAAAGUUGUUAAAAAUGUAAUUGCAGGUCCUCAAAGACCAGUCCUAGACCCUAUUUUCACUCUAUUUCCCUUGGCAGCUUCAUUCACAUUCACUAUCUAUUUGCAGACGAGCCUCUCCUUCCCUGCCUCCAGUUACAUUUCCAUCCAAGGCUUCUGUUAGUUCUAGGCCAAUCUUUCCAACUGCCUACAUGACAUAUCCAUACACAGGCCUCAGGAGUUCCUCCAAGGCAGAAUGCACUAUUAUCACCCCCAAACCUGGUCCUCCUCCAUUUCUCCCCAUCUCAGGGAAUGGUGGCGUUCAGCAAGUUCAGAACACAGACGUCACCCUUGAUACCUGACUCUCUGACUCCCGAAUCAGUCCAUCCCUGCUGAUUUACUUCCUCAGUGUUGCUUGGCUCUGUCCACUUAACUUCCUUCGUUUCUCUUCUGAUGGACAUUUAGGCUGUUUCUCACUAAUUCUUUAUUCUUACAAACAUGCUGUAUUUACCAUCCAUCCUACGUGCACUCCUUGUGCAUGUUUACGAGAGUUUCUUUGCUUAGAAAAUCUCCAACUUGAUCAGAUACUGCCAACUUGAUUUUGAAUUUAUCCUCCCAUAAAGAGUGAUGAAAGCUUCCUCUCUUCUCUCAUGGUUUAUCACAUGGUUUUGCUUUUUAAUUACUCAGAUGAUAAUAUUUGAAUUCCAGUGUGUAUCUCAUUUCCACCCAGAGCAAUGCCACCACUGGGUAUGAUUUUCAGCCCUACUUUACAGAUGGGGAGACUGAGGCUUAGAGAAAUGGCCUGACUUGCCAAUCAUCACUUAGUUUACAAAAAAAGCCAGCUGCCAGAUAUGCACCGCAGUGCAGAGGGGCACCAUCCCUUCAGUUCCCAGCCUUUGCUCUGCGUCUGUCCUGCAAGGCCAGAUCCCAAAUGCCUGUGGAUGAGCAAUACUAAGAAGACUCCCUUCUGCGACAGAGGUACUUUUACUAGAGGCCCCUUUA
Molecule: messenger RNA, 4695 nt
Organism: Cebus imitator (Panamanian white-faced capuchin)
Lineage: Eukaryota; Metazoa; Chordata; Mammalia; Primates; Cebidae
Gene: DCLK3
Product: doublecortin like kinase 3
Exons: 6
Coding region: 82-2556 (824 amino acids)
Biological process (GO): intracellular signal transduction; protein phosphorylation
Molecular function (GO): ATP binding; protein kinase activity
Source: RefSeq, a predicted model, not a curated record